CACACAAACACACACAGAGGCUGGUGAGUGAGGAGAGAGCGGCGGAACAAAAUGCUUUUUAUUCAGAAACAAGCUCAUUGAGGAGCUGACAGACCCUCCGGAGACUCUGCACUCACUUAACACUCUUUAUUCCUGCGGAUUUCUGCCUCACUUCUCUGCGUUCUCUCCGAUAAUUCAGCUCGGACUGUGCGGACUUUAGUCCAGAAUAAUUGGACUUUUUGUGGACGUCAGUGGGCUUUUCUCACAGGCUCUGGGUUUUCCCUGUGAUGACCUCACUGCUGCUCCCUGGCCCUCCCCUUGCUGCCAUGAAGGACCUCUCCUCUUCCUCCUCUCCUCUCAGCUCCCUGCUCCACUACCCAUCCUCCAAAACCUCCAUUGUGCCAUUUGCCCCAUCUACAGGCACUGCCUCCUCACCAGGAUCAUCUCUGUCUUCAGCCAAACCUCAACCCUUCUGCCUCCAGACGGGGCCUCAUCUCAUCGCUAGCAUGCAACUCCAAAAACUCAACUCUCACUACCAAAAUCUUGCCGGUGCUUCUGCUGGACACCAAGCAACUGGCGGUGCCCAAAGAGGUUUUGGUGCCUCACCGCUGGGUGCAGGGAACCAGCUCCUUGGAUCACCUGGAAGCCUUGGUGGAGGUGGAAUGGGUGUCGGGAUCACAAUGGGGAACCAAAGCUCCGGUCCUGGUGCAAUAAUCGACUUUGACCCUGUAGACGAGGAGGUUCUCAUGUCGCUGGUGGUGGAGCUUGGUUUGGACCGAGCCAAUGAGCUUCCUGAGCUUUGGCUUGGCCAGAACGAGUUUGACUUUAUGUCAGAUGUACCAGCUGGAUGCUGACCUAUGAGAAGAAACACUAUGGAGAUCUGCAGAAUCAGUUGACAAAGAGAGACGAGACUUUCUCUCCUACAUUUUGUUUUUCUCUUUCCUCCUUUUCUUGGUUGAAAAACGAUGAACAGAAGAAACCGUGACAAAGAGAACAAGAUUAGCGGCGCACUCUGGUUUUCAUUUUUCUUUCAUACUCUUUAUGGAAAGAUAGAUAAAAGGAAAAGAUUACUCACUUUUGAUUUAGAUCUUUCUUCAAUCGAGUUGUGCUCUUGUGGAAAGAGGGUUCUGAUUUAUAUUUUUCUUUUCAUUUAAAGACACAAACUUGAACCAUGAGCACAGUAUGAAUGGCAACAAGGAUUCAAAGGAGACCCUUAUCUCAAAAUCAACAAGCCACCAAUGGUUUAAUGAGAACAAGAUGAUCCAUAGAAGAUGGGGUGGAGAUGUUUGUAGGAGACAAAAGCCACUUGAUUGGACAUUAGUGUGGUUUUUGAAUGCUCUCACUUUAGGAAAGUGAUCAUUGGAAACAAGGCUCCAUUGGAAGUUUUUGGAGGAUGACAAACACUACAUUUCCUGUUUUCUCAAUGGACAAUAUAAGACUUUGGUCUCAUGGGAAGGAGACUCCUGAUCCUUCACAAAGAAUCUUCUUGUCUGAGAACUGGUUAUCUCAGUGUUCUUCUUUUCUGUUCUUUUUGUUCGAAUAAAGAUCAACCAGUCGUAUUUCUGGGACAUGUUAUUUAAGACAUUGGCUGAUAACCAUCAGGACGUCUGGACAGGGAGUGCUUCUAUAAACUGUUCUACUUUUCUGAAUGUAAUGAAUUAGAUCAGGAGAUGUGGAUCAUUCAGAGCAUGGGACCUGAAUGGAGUAAAUUGUUUUUCUUUUGCUCUGGAGAACAGCAUCAUUAAAAUAGUCGAGGACUUUUGGUCAUGUGAGUCGCCAUACAUGUACAUUUUGUGUUUAUUGGCCUGUAGCGGAAGAGGCAGUGUCCCAGAUGGUCAAGUCAGUCUGUUCUCAAUUAUCCGAGAUAGCACUUCCUCUCUCAUUUAGGAUACAAGGUCUGGUAAACAUUUGUGUACACAACCCCAAUGGCAAGAACAGAUACAUUUAUGUAACAUCUACUUUUCGUUUUUCCUAUUUAACCACUUCAGUGUUUGUUUCACAACACUUUAUUCAGCACUAGCAGACAUUAUUUUCACCACUUUUCUGUGUCCUUUAUCAGAAAGCAUCACUUUUUUUGUCAUUGUCCUGGAGGCUUAUUAUUUGCACACCUUGCAGGAUGGCCUUUAUCCUUCAUAAGAACUUUAGUUUGGUUUGAGCAAUUCAAGAUGCCUUAUUUCUGGCUUCAGUACCAAAGUAAACAAAACAUUUGAAACCUUAAAACAUGGUAGAAAAAUCUUUGCACAUCUAUUUCAGGGGACAGGUGUCUAAAAGAGAAUGAAGUCCUUAGAAAAAUGCAAGCAAAAACUCAAGUUAGUGUGUGGUAAAAUGUAGGCAACAACAUCUGCCAGCUUGUGUUAAUUUUCACUACUCUCCCUUUAAGGCAGUGAAAAUAUUAACAUCUAGACAAGCUGGAAGUUCACCUUCUAGAAGGUGAGCUAUAUUGGUGGUCCUUGUUCAGUCUGACUUCAGUUGAAACCCCAUGUUUUUACUUCUCUAAAUGUAAAGGACCAAAACAGAAUUUUGAUCUAGUUCAGCCACUUGCUAGCUAGCUAGCCUAACUAGUUAUAUGCCUUUAUAACUGCAUUUAGUUUAUCAGUUAUCACUAAAUUGAAAAUUAAAACACCUCAAUAACUCUCAAUAUUUAUCACUAUUUGUUUAAAACAGGAUCACGGUGGCAGCAAACAAUGCAAAGUUGGUUUGCAGAAUAUGGCUAACAUUAGCAGUGCUAGCACAGCUACUCUGAGAUACUCUUUUCAUGUUAAUGUCCACAUUCCUACGCUGAGUGUCACUCAGUUCUUCAGUUGUAUGAGAAUAACCCGUCAUCACCUAUGUACAGCUUUAUCCCCAUUUUCUAGAUCAAAAUAGUGCUAAACUGCAUUGUUUCAACAAUACAACAUGCUAUCGGUGCUGUCAGUUCACUGUUGUUUACAUUGGAUCACAGAGCACUGUAGCAGCAAGGCAGUAAACAUUAACUGGCAGGCAGCUGUGCUACAGCUUAGCUAGAGCAUUUGACCAGGAUUGUGGGCAUGAGGUAAAAAAAAAUAGAGAAUACCAGUCAUAAUUCUGGUGCCCAGCACUAAGAGACCAGGGGUUCAAUCAAGUGCAAAAACACAGUCAAAGGAUACAACUGUACAAAGUCAAGCCAUCAGCUGUUACAUAAAAAUUAUCUUUUAACAAAGAGACAGAAUGUCCUGAAAAUUUGGGUACCAUUGUCUCACUAAGUUACUUGCUAGUUAGCUAGCAUGCUAUGUAGCAAGCAGUAACAAUUAAGUUGCUACCAUUAGCCUUUUUUUUUUUCAGAACCAUCAGCUGCUCCAGAAGCUGUUUUUAAGCUAACAGACACAAAAUGCCAGAAAAUUUUGAAUACUAGUGUGUCAUUUAAGCUAACUGCUAGCUUGCAUGCUAUGUAGCAAACCGUAUCAAAGUGCCACUUAUAGGUUCAGAACCAUCAAUGUCUGCAUAAAGAAUUGCUACAAUGUUAUGUAGCAAAGAGCAUCAAGUCAAACGUAAGUUUUUGCUUAUUUUUCAGACGCAAUCAGCUUCUCCAUAAACAUUACUUUUAAGCUAACAGCCAAAAUGCUGUAAACAUUGUACCAGUUAAGCUACUUGCUAACUAGCAUGCUAAAAAGGAAAUGGUGUCAAAAAACACCACUUUUAGCUUUGUUUCAGGAGCAAUCAUGUUCCAUAAGCACUCUUUUUAAAAAAUGAGGCAAAAGGUGUAGAAAUCAGAAUACUGAUGUCUUACUACAUUUUUUGCUUGUCAGCAUGCUAUUUAACAAACGGUACCAAUCGUGGUGCCGCUAAUGGCUUUUUUAAGCUGCUCAAUGAAAUAUAUUUUUAAGAUAACAGAGACAAAAUGCCUUUACAGUUUUGGAUACUAUUUUCUCAAUUUGGCCAACUGCUAGCUAGCAUGCUACAUAGCAAAGGCAUUCUAUCAAAAGCCCUUAGUAUGGUUACAUUAACUUGUAAAAAUUGCUUUUGGGCCUAUAUAUUACAUAAUUGGAACUAUAUUCAUAUUUAAAAUAUGACUUUCAUUGGAAUUUAGCACUUAGAAAUGCCAGCUUGACAAACUGAACUACCUGUAGUACCACUUCAAAAAUGCAGAGGGCACCAUUUUGCCUGGACAGUGUUUUCUGAUGUAGUUGGCUUACCUGAAGUACAAAAAAGACUAUGGUUGGCCAAAAUGAAUCCGGGCCUUAUUGUAUGCCUUCAGUAGAAUUAUUCCAAAGUCCCUGGUUUUAAUACUCAUUAUCUUUGCCAAUGGCAUCAAAAUACCGAUUGUUCCACUUUUGCCUUAUUAAAACCAGUUUGGCCAGCCAAGCUAUAAUUUUGCUAAAAAGGUGAACUCUGUAGCUUUGCAGCAGCUGCACCUUGCUACACAUGUAACGCUUAGUGCACCUGGUCUUUUAUAUGAGGUUGUGUCUCGGCUACUUGACGCUAUGGUUAGAUCUGCAUCUGUGGAUUGGAGAUUUACUGCUUACAAAUCCAUCAAAAAGACCUUUGCUGCCACCUAGUUAGUGACCUGGAGCUUCAGCUGUGUCCAGUUGAGUUUUUAAUCUAACACGGAUAAGGGCAUCAAAAGAGUGCUGCACUAUGGCUUAACAGUUGCUACGCUUGUUUAUCAAAUCAAUUAAAAUGAUAAAAGAGCAGACUGUCAUCUCCAGCUUAAGAAUGUAACAGCUCUAGGAUUGACUUAGGUAGUAAGUGGACCAAAAAGUGGGAUUGUUUGUGACCGCUUUUGGCUAAAUAUUCUUGAACUAAUUUCCUUGGGUUGUGUGAUAAAAGUCAGAGUUUUUAUCUCUUUUUAAUGAAAUUUGCAUACUCUGCUGGACCAAGGUAAUGCCACUAAUGGAUCCCACACACUGCAGGGAAUAUUAACAGAGUCGGUUGUAGAUUUAUUUUGCUGCAGUCAUUGGAAGAAAAUCCCAGAGGGUUUAACUGACAUCCAUCCACCAUCUGCCCCCCUGCUCCUAUAUAGGGGCUCCACUCCGCCGUAGAUUCAUGAGGGCCCUGACCUAUAUCUGUUGUGGUAAUAGGAGACUCGGGCUCGAACCAUACCACAGCAACAAAGGCCUUUCACCUCAAAGCUGGUGUGUCUGUCAUCCAAGCAUUGUGUGUCUCUUUUUGGACCACACACGUGAAAUAACACCUGUAUAUAUACAGACAUGCACAUAAAGACCUGCAGACACUCACCUGUAUGUGUUUCACAUCCAGAGGAACCAAAAGUCAGAGUAUGAAGGUUCACAAAAGCAUGGAAACAGACCCAGCACAUACACAGGAGCAGUGGGAUGGUAUUACAGCGGGGAAAUGGGAGUAGCAACCAUGAAACAGGCACUUGUUCAGUUACACAGAGACUUCACAGAGAAUUGGGGUUGAUCGUGUGUGAAAAGAGAGAGUGAUGUAAAAAGGAGAGAUUAAGUAUAAAAUAAAGCUGUCCUGUAUGAAUA
Molecule: messenger RNA, 5426 nt
Organism: Cheilinus undulatus (humphead wrasse)
Lineage: Eukaryota; Metazoa; Chordata; Actinopteri; Labriformes; Labridae
Gene: cited1
Product: Cbp/p300-interacting transactivator, with Glu/Asp-rich carboxy-terminal domain, 1
Exons: 2
Coding region: 267-833 (188 amino acids)
Biological process (GO): regulation of DNA-templated transcription
Cellular component (GO): nucleus
Source: RefSeq, a predicted model, not a curated record